GUUUCGCUCUAGUUUGUUUCGUGUGUCGUGUAUCGUGUCGUGAGUUCCAAGAACCUAAAAUGGCCUUCAAGUACGUGAUCCUGGCCGCUCUGGUCGCCUGUGCCAGCGCCGGAGGUCCAGCUGCCUACUCGAUUGCUGCCCCCAGCAUCGACUAUCACUCGGUUGGAUCCAGCCAGGAGCACACCGUCAAGGGACUGUACGGCCAGAACGUUCUGUCCCAGUACUCGAAGGCCGUCGAUUCGGCCCACUCCUCGGUCCGCGUUCACUCUUCCCGACUGAGCAACGACGGUCUGGCUUAUGCCCCACACUACGGAGUCGCCGCCGCUGCCUACCCAGCUGCUCACUACGCCGCCCCAGCUGUCCGUUAUGCCGCCCCAGCCAUUGCCCACGCUCCAGUUGCCGCCCACUACGCCGCCCCAGCUGUUCACUACGCCGCUCCAGCCCUGGCUGCCCCAGUUGUUAAGGCCGCUUAUCCAGCCUACGGUGCCGCCAUCGCUGCUCCAGUCGUGAAGACUGCCUACCCAGCUUACGGAGCCGCCAUUGCCGCCCCAGCUUACGGACAUGCCUACGGACACGCUUACGGACACGCCGCCGUUGCUGCCCCUCUGGUCCGCCCAGCUUAUGCUGCCCCUCUGGCUUAUAAGGCUCCAAUUGCUGCCGCCCACUACGCCGCCCCAAUUGCCGCCCACCCAGCUGGUGCCGUCGUGUCCUUCGCCGGACUCGGAGCCCAGUACGCCUGGUAAAUUCGGAACUCAACGAUACAACAAAAACGAUACAAACAAACCAACGACAACUGACCAACGAUAAUAAGUAGCUGUAUAGUUGUACAAAACAAUAGCAAUACUAGUUUUAAGUAGAACACGUUGAAGAAAAACUAGUUCAAUUUUACACUCGAAACCUCUCCUCUCGAAGGAGAAUUCUUCUCCUUCAAAUUCGAUAGGCGGCUAUCGAAGAAUGGUUUUGUGAACCACACAGUCAAGGAUAAAGCACACUAAUGAACCGGAACCGGAAACCGGUCUGCUCGUGAUUGUACAUAGUUUUGUAGCUUUUAACUCAUUUUCUCCUAGUUGAUAAAAAAACCGCAAGAACUGAGAUUUUUUCAACAAUCAUCCCCUCUGUGAGAUACUCUAUCUGUUUUUUAUAAACACACUUUACCCUUUGUAAAUAUUUAUUCUUUUCCCCAAUUCACACCACACCAUCUUGAACAAAAAACCACAACAAUGACGAACGAAUUGAGAAAAUUCCACCUGACUUCUUUGAAUGCGAAAGUGGAGUUAUACCACAGACUUUGAAAUAGGAUGAACAGGAAAAAUGAAACUAAAGAAAACCCCACAGAAAACAAACAAACCCAA
This is a messenger RNA of Uranotaenia lowii, 1352 nucleotides long. Its product is annotated as cuticle protein 21.3. Bases 60 to 743 code for a protein of 227 amino acids. Lineage: Eukaryota; Metazoa; Arthropoda; Insecta; Diptera; Culicidae. The transcript is spliced from 4 exons. The record is from RefSeq and is a predicted model, not a curated record.